CAGAAUCGCCUCACCGCAAUCGAGUCUUGAUGCUUGAAGCUUGACUACUCGACAUCGUCUCAUUUCGUCCGCCUGGGUUCAGCAUCAGCCCCGCGCUCACGUUUCGCUCACGACCAUCGCCUUCCUUGCCUCCCGGCUCUGUUCUCAAUCCCAUCUUAGACCUGACAAGUCGUAUGUCCGCACAAAGUGCUCGCCCCCGUAGCAACAGCAUGUCGACGUUCCUCCGCCUCCGUCACGCAAACGCUGGCCAGCCUACCCUUGGUGACCUCAGGCGCACCAUGCUGCAGGAGCAACGACACGCCGACGCACAGCUCGAGGCAUUCGUAAAUGGCCUCCCGCGCCUUGGCGAGGCAGACCUCGCCACGCUCGGCGAAUCAGACUCGCACUGCCCCAUCUGCUUAAACCCGCUGCUCACACUGCUCGCCGAGGAGGAGCUCGCGCUCGCGCUCGACUCGCCCGCGCACCCACCCGAGGAGCUUGGCGUCACCCGCCUCAUUGACAGCUGCAAACAUAUCUUCUGUCGCAAAGACAUCCGAAACUGGGUGCGCGAAGGCAAAUCGACGUGUCCGACGUGCCGCCGCCCCGUCCUCCCGCCACCCUCACCAUCCUCUACAUCGCGCGCUCCCUUCGACUCUCCUGCGACGCUCGACUUCGAUGAACCGUUACGGCGCAUCGCGGACCUCCUCGCCGAGCUGGGCAGCCCAGAGCGCGACAUGGGCGACCGCGCGAGCGCCGUGGGGGAGUCGCGGAACGGGUUUGAAGGGAUGUACUCCUAGGCCGCCGAGCGGCUGUGCUGCCGAAUCGACGAGUUUUGUUUGGAGUGGAAUCACGACGCAAGGGACGAGGCGAUGAUGUGAGCAUAUGUGCGCGAUGAGUGUUCAGGCAUCGGUGCACUUUAUGAUAGGUUGUAGUCGGAAUGUACAUUAGUGUGCGCCGCAAUUGCAGUACAGAUUGCAUUUGCGCGG
Postia placenta MAD-698-R-SB12 is the source of this 965-nucleotide messenger RNA. RefSeq lists its product as hypothetical. Gene Ontology annotation, biological process: protein ubiquitination. The transcript is spliced from 5 exons. The coding region runs from base 210 to 776 and encodes 188 amino acids. The record is from RefSeq and is a predicted model, not a curated record. Gene Ontology annotation, molecular function: metal ion binding; ubiquitin protein ligase activity. NCBI's taxonomy places the organism in Eukaryota, Fungi, Basidiomycota, Agaricomycetes, Polyporales, Adustoporiaceae.